Ictalurus punctatus (channel catfish) is the source of this 1937-nucleotide messenger RNA. Its product is annotated as tripartite motif-containing protein 16. The coding region runs from base 133 to 1851 and encodes 572 amino acids. The transcript has 6 exons. Lineage: Eukaryota; Metazoa; Chordata; Actinopteri; Siluriformes; Ictaluridae. Gene Ontology annotation, molecular function: zinc ion binding; protein binding. The record is from RefSeq and is a predicted model, not a curated record.
CUCUCUCUCUCUCACACACACAUACACACACACACUCACAGAAGCAGGAAGCCACUCAACAUUUCAGAGAAAACCAAACUCAGAGUGUCUCUCUUCAGUGCAAUCUCUCUCUCUGUGUGUGAGUUCAGGAAAAUGGCUGAGGCCAGUAUUUCAGUAGAUCAGGACCAGUUCAUCUGUCCAGUGUGUCUGGAUCUACUGAAGGAUCCGGUGACGAUAUUCUGUGCUCACAAUUUCUGUGAGUUGUGUAUUAAUGACUACUGGGAUCAGGAAGAUAAGAGCGGAGUGUAUCGCUGUCCUCAGUGCAGAGACACUUUCACUCCAAGGCCUGUUCUAAGAAGAAACAACAUGCUGGCUGAAGUGGUGGAGAAACUGAAGAAGACUGAAGUCCAAGCUGUUUCUACUGCUCACUGUUACGCUGGACCUGGUGAUGUGGAGUGUGAUUUCUGCACCGGGAGAAAACGCAAAGCCGCCAAGUUCUGUCUGAUGUGUCUGGCGUCCUUUUGUGAAACUCAUCUGAAACCUCACUAUGAAGUUCCUGGUUUGAAAAAGCACGAGUUAGUCGAAGCUUCUGGAAAUUUACAAGAAAAGAUCUGCUCUGAACAUGAUAAAAGGCUGGAUAUCUACUGUCGUACUGACCAAAGCUUCAUCUGUUAUCUGUGUAUGAUGGAAGAACACAAAAGCCACAACGCCGUCUCAGUUAAAGUAUACAGAACUGAAAAACAGAGCGAGUUAAAGGAGGAGCAGAUGAAAUCCCAGCAGAGAAUCCAGGAGAAGCAGAAGAAGGUGCAGGAGCUGAAACAGACUGUGAACACUCUAAAGCUCAGUGCACAGACAGCAGUGGAGGACAGUGAGAGGAUCUUUACUGAGAUGAUCAGCUCCAUGGAGAAAAGGCGCUCGGAGGUGACGGAGCUGAUCAGAGCUCAGGAGAAGGCUGAACUGAGUCGAGCUGAACGACUUCUGGAGCAACUGGAGCAGGAGAUCACUGAUCUUCAGAGGAGACUCACUGAGCUGGAGCAGCUUCCACACAUAGAGGAUCACUUCCACUUCCUCCAGGAAAUAAAGGUUUUAGUCUCUGGCCGUCGCUCUCCCGAAUUUACUAGACCAGAUUUUCAGUCUGAUCUCCGUGAGGACUCACACAGCAUCACUGUCAAUCAACAUGUCUCAUUUGAUGGAGUGAGGAAAUCUCUCUCUGCUCUGAAAAAGAGAGUCGAGGAAAUCUGCCAGGAGGAAUUCAUCAAAAUCCCUGAACAUGUUGAAGACGUUCAGAUUUUACUCUCAGAGCCAAAGAGCAGAGACCAGUUUCUGAAAUAUUUCUGUGAUCUGACUCUGGAUCCCAACACAGUAAAUUAUGACCUCAUUAUGUCUGAGAAGAACAGAGCGGUUUCGUACAGUGAGAGACAGCAGCAGUACUCUGAUCAUCCAGAGAGAUUUGACUCCUACUGGCAGGUGUUGAGUAAGGAGAGUGUGUGUGGACGCUGUUACUGGGAGGUGAAGUGGAGGGGUGGUGUGUACAUAUCAGUCUCAUAUAAAGACAUCAGCAGGAAAGGACAGGGUAAUGAGUGUGUGUUUGGAGGCAACAAUCAGUCAUGGAGUCUGCGGUGUUAUUCUCAUUCUACUUCUCUCUUUUUCUGGCACAACAACAUUGAGACUGAUCUCAGAGUCCCAUCAUCCUCCAAAAUAGGAGUGUAUGUGGAUCACAGUGCAGGAACUCUGUCCUUCUACAGUGUCUCUGACACGAUGAAGCUCCUGCACAGAGUCCACACCACGUUCACUCAGCCUCUAUACGCUGGGUUUAGGCUCUAUUGGUUGUAUGAUUCUACUGUGAGAUUGUGUGAUCCAGAAUGUGUGUAGUGUUUUAUGUAUAAUUCCUGCACUUUGCCAUUUAUUAAUUAAAACAGAUGAGUAUUUUCACAAUAAUUAAAAAGUUAUGAUCGACA